Molecule: messenger RNA, 3912 nt
Organism: Colletotrichum destructivum
Lineage: Eukaryota; Fungi; Ascomycota; Sordariomycetes; Glomerellales; Glomerellaceae
Product: Putative TRIAD supradomain-containing protein
Exons: 4
Coding region: 883-3912 (1009 amino acids)
Biological process (GO): protein linear polyubiquitination; proteasome-mediated ubiquitin-dependent protein catabolic process
Cellular component (GO): ubiquitin ligase complex
Molecular function (GO): ubiquitin binding; ubiquitin-protein transferase activity
Source: RefSeq, a predicted model, not a curated record
UAAGUAGGUACCUCUACCUGCUACAGGGUGCCUAUCUAGCUUCCAUUUGCAUCUACCUUACCUCAGAGAGAGGCACACUUCUAUCCGGUGCAUGCCUUAACUUCACUUCCUGCCGUUUGGUCGGUCGCCUCUGCAAUACUCAAGGAGGUAGGAAGGAGCGAGCACCUACCCGCUCGUUCUUUCCUUGCAUCGGGGAAUUCUCUAUAUACCUUUCCUCCCUCCAUCAUUGUUUUGGUCAUCUUGCCUAAAACCCACGAUCCCGUCUCGUCUCGUUGAUUCCCUUCAUCACAUACCGGGUAAUAUCUCGACUUUAGACACCCAAUUCACCCGCAGGUAACAAAAAACCAACAACAAUUUCUCAAGGCUGCCCAGACCAGAAAGGUAUGCUACACCGUGUUCUUGUUUGCGCCUUCUCUCAUCACCUGUUGGAGCUGCUCUCGGUCACUCCGCUUUGCCCGUUUUUGCCGACGACUCCCUCACUUCUUUCCCUGGUCGAACCUGAACCUUCUUCCUCACACAGUGGCCCAGUCAUUCUCUUCUUCACCGGCUGGUUCAUGCCCGCCGUACUUGCUACCUCUCUAGAUAGGUACGCGAUACGUGCCCAUCGAAAUCCACAAGUGUGGCCAGGAAUACACAGGGUAGGAUGACUCUUGGUUCCCCAGCAGAAGUUUAUUGUGCGCCACAUUCUGUGUCCAUGAUUUGGCCCCAGGUACCCAUCGCCCGAACGGGUGCGAGAAGGUAGCCUUGGCCGCUCCCAUAUUCUCUGCAGUUCGCGGCUGCGCAGACUUGCCUGCCACUUUCUCCAUUUCCGUCGAAUGACUGGCUACUCACACACUUCCUCUUGCUUCCUCCUCACUGAACCUUUACCCCGGUGUAGCCAAUAUGCGGGCUUGGUUGAGAAAAUUGCGUCAAGAUGGGAAUCCGGUUAACCAAGCACAGCGUAGGCAUUACCCAAAUUCUGAGUCACUGCUGCUACCUUUGGACUCGGUGCAGGACGAGGCUGUGACCCAGAAAGAGUCUUGUCUUGUGACGAGGCUACGAAAGAGUAUCGCGACUGGGGUCCAUGGCUUUUUGAAAGCCCGCCUGCCAUCGAUGAGCGCCGACGCAGAAACGGCGGAAAUGACGGGUGUCGCCGAUGAGGCCAAGAGAGCCUGUGUAACAACCGUCCUGGACGUGUUCCCAGGAAUAUGUCCCGAUUUCCUCGACAAGACGGCUGCCAAAUUCCAGUACAACCCAGACAAAACAAUCGAAGACAUUCUGGAUCUGGUUGAAGAUGGCAAGCCUUACCCCAAGAGGUUUUACUUCAAGACACUCAAGCGCAAGAGGGAAGGGCCAGAGGAUCCCGAUGACGAGGCCACUAUUCUCCGUACAUACAACUAUCCCGGUCGAAUGAAGGAGUCAACUCGAGAGUACAUUGUCAUGGCGAAGAAGCUGUUGAAGCAAGAAUUUCCAUCUGCAACUAUGAGUAGCAUUCUGAAGAUCUUUGCCAGCAAGGACAACCAGUUGCUGCCAGCAUACAUGGCCGUUGACGCUGCUAUGAAAGAGAACCAAUGGUCGCCAGGGAAGGUCUAUGUCAACAUUGCGUACAAAAAGUCGCCUACUUCAACAGACCCCCAAUAUGAGGGCGUUCGACUAGACAACACCAUACAGCUCACAAACAAUCCAGAGGAGAAAAGAGCUUUGAAGGAACUUCAAGCUGCUCGUAAACUAUUGCUCAAGCGCAAGGAGGCGAUCGAAAAGGAGAAUGCAGAACGCAACAACCUUUUUUGGGCUAGAGAAAUCGGUGAAGUCAAGGAGUGUGGAUGUUGCUUUGAAGAGUUUGCCCAGAACCUGCCUUUUUUCUGUCUUUUACGUGCCGUGGAGAAUACAACUAACGUUUCAAAGUUCUUUUGUGUCGGCUGCGCCCAACAGGCUGCUGAAACUGCUGUUGGUCAAUCAAAGUAUGAGCUAGCCUGCAUGUCCAUGGAUAUUUGCGAGGCUGGCUUCUCCCACCAGGAGCGCCAGAAGUUCCUUACCGAUAAACUCUCAUCAGCCCUGGAUCGCAUUGAAAACGAGGCUGUCCUCCGAAUGGCUGGCAUAGAGAACCUGGAAAGAUGCCCCUUUUGCCCCUACGCUGCCGAAUACCCUCCAGCCAACACCAACCGAGAAUUUCGAUGCGACAACCCAGAUUGCCAGAAGGUCAGCUGUCGCCUCUGCAAGGAAGAAACACAUGUUCCCAAGACCUGCGAGGAGAACACACGGGAUAAUGGUAUCAAGGCUAAGCAUGAAAUCGAGGAAGCCAUGUCAGCAGCUAUGAUUCGCAAGUGCAACAAAUGUGGUACCCCUUUUAUCAAAGAAGAGGGAUGCAACAAGAUGGCCUGCGUUGCUGCCAAUUGUGCAAACAUACAAUGCUAUGUGUGCUCCCAAUCUUGCGACUACAGCCACUUCAAUGACCCAGCCAGAGGCGGAAAGCAAGGCAAUUGCCCUCUCUUUGACGACGUGAAUGCACGUCACAACGCUGAAGUGCAACGUGCAGAGGAAGAGGCUCGCCAGAAAGUCUUAGAGAGCAACCUCCAGAUCAACAGAGACAUGCUUAUGUUUGGCAAGCCAGAACGCAAGCGUGCUAAACCAGUCGGCAAGCUAAUCCUUGAGCCAAUACCUCACCUACCAUCGCAGGAUAAGAUAGCAAUGCAACGCCCCCGUCCGAGAUAUGGUGAUGUCGAAAAUCUGCCUGUACCCCGAGAAAUGGGUGCAAUCCGAGCUCUGGCGGCUCAAGCACAGGUGGCUGCACAGCCAGGCUAUGGUCAACAACAUGCUGUUGGCCAACUAGCCCUGCAGAGUAACGUUGGAGAACCUCAACAGCACGGAUACGACGUGCCUCCCUUAGGCCCAGGGGAUCGUCGACAGUCUCCGAGUCCCCGACAAGCUCCAGCUCCUCGACGCUCUCUGGGCCUUCAAGAAGCUCCAGACCCUCCUCUACAGGCUCCGCAGAUCCAAAAGCCAUUGACUCAUAAUGGGCCUCCGGCAGGGCCGCUUGUUGGAAGUCCUCAUCGAGUCCACGGCUGUGUCCGGCCUUCUCCAGAGAGGGCCGAAGACAUGAAUCGUUUCGCAGUUCCCAAGUAUCAACCCCCGCCUCAGGCCCAGCAAGCCCAGGCACCUGGACCCAGGCAGCCAGGCGACUUUCGGGGCUUGCACAACGUUGACGAUCGGAGACAACUUGUGCAAAACCGUGAUUCGCCGGAAGUCAAUCCGUUCAAGCGGCGAAUCAACUACCAACCACGGCGAGCAUUGGUUAGGCCAGACAAAGAAGCCCGACCCGAGACCCCAAUGUCGCUGAUGGACUUGAGAAAGCCUAUGGAUCGCGAUAAGAGCGUCCAGCGCCUUCCGGAUCCCAUGCCAGCGCUGCAAGUCAGUCCACAACAAGAGAGUGCGAAUCGUGCGCAAAGACUUCGAGUGUCUCUACAAGACGGUUGGCCAAUGGCCAACCAUGGUCGCAAUCAUCAGGACGCGCAGCAAUCCCACAAUGGUGAGCGCAGUGUUGUGGCGAAUGUGUGUGCGGAAUAUCUUCGGAAACGGGAUGUCCGACAACUCGCCGCAGACGAUGAAGCCCCGACGGUGACGGAUUGGACCUCGAUUUGGAGACAGGCAGUUGCUAAGGGCAAUGAACCCGGUCAAGCUAUACGAGAGGAGUUCACCAGAGGGACCGAAGUAGGGUACGGCGCAGUGAACGUUCGGUCCCGAGCCCCUGAAGCUGCGGUGCCUGUGGCACACGCUCAGUCGCAGUCCAACGGCUUUAAUCUGAACGGUUUAUUGCAACCGCCGGCACCGAAUCGCCCCAACUGGCUGGUGGAAGCCAGACGGCGUGGAAUGGCACGUGGCAUGCUUGAACCCGCCCGUGGAAAUUCCAAGGACAAGCCUUUUGUUCUGGACUAA